Molecule: messenger RNA, 1210 nt
Organism: Sphaerulina musiva SO2202
Lineage: Eukaryota; Fungi; Ascomycota; Dothideomycetes; Mycosphaerellales; Mycosphaerellaceae
Product: Golgi apparatus and endoplasmic reticulum protein Svp26
Exons: 2
Coding region: 8-802 (264 amino acids)
Biological process (GO): endoplasmic reticulum to Golgi vesicle-mediated transport
Cellular component (GO): Golgi membrane; endoplasmic reticulum membrane; COPII-coated ER to Golgi transport vesicle
Molecular function (GO): COPII receptor activity
Source: RefSeq, a predicted model, not a curated record
AACCACCAUGUGGAUUCUACCACUCCUCGGCUACCUGGGAUUGGUCGGAGGCUUCCUCUUCCUGACCCUCGCCAUCGCCUCUGGGCUCUACUACCUCUCCGAACUUGUCGAGGAACACACCGUUCUGUCCAAGAAACUCCUCUCGCGACUCAUCUACACCGUCAUCGCCAUUCAAUUCCUGCUCGCCGCCAUCGACCGCUUCCCCCUCGCCCUCUCCGCCUUCUCCAUCGCCAGCCACGUCAUCUACUCGCUCAACCUGCGCCGCUUCCCCGUCGUCAAACUCACCGAUCCCAUCUUCCUCGCGUCCUGCGUGCUGGUGCUGGUGAACCACUAUCUCUGGUUCACACAUUUCUCCGUCACUUCCGCUCCCACGCAUCACAGCAACGGGAGAUAUAGCUAUCUCGAUCCACCUUCUUCCAAGGACGUCCCGUCCUUUACGGAGAUUGCGAGUUUCUUCGGACUCGAGGUGUGGUUCGUACCGUUUGCGUUGUUUGUGUCGCUUUCUGCAGGGGAAAAUGUCUUGCCAUCAAUGGGAAGCGAAUACGCCACCGGAGCAGGGAGUAGUUUCAUUACACCGGGUCAGACGCCUACUCUGAAUGCGGGUGCGGGGAGUGGAAGUUAUAUGGACGUGCAGGCACAGCAUGCAGGGGGACGAGAGGAGUUUCGAGGGCGGACGAGGCAUAAGAGGAGUAAUACUCAGACGGGAAUGGCGAAGGCUGCUGUCAAUGGUGUGAGGGAGUGGGUGGGAGAGACUGGGGAAUUGAUGGGCUUUUGGAGAGGCGAGAAGACGAGGCCGUUAUGAUGAUCAGAUGUAUACGAGGUUCACGAAGGGGAGAUGUUGGAUAUCAGCCCUCUUUCCCGGUUAAGGCAUUACACGAGGCGACAGUAUUGUAAGCGAUUUGGGUAAAUACUGCAUGUUGAACCCCGCGAGUCGACUCUAAAAUGAUGAUGAUCCGUCACAUGCCUACCUUGCCUACCUGUAGGCACAUUGAGUGAUAUCUACAAGGUGACGUUGAAAUAUGCAUCACAAGAAAAAAUACAACGAGAAGGCACGAGUCACACAAUGGGGCAAGGAACACAUACCUCAAUACCUCAUACCUCAUACCUCAUACCUAUACCUUAGGUCUGUACACAUACACGUACACCACACACCACGCAAUACCUUACCUUACCUUACCUUACCUAUACAACAUGAAAAACACUGCUUUGC